AUGUCGUUCGUCUCAAUCCCCGAUAACUCACACUUCUCUUUACGCAAUAUUCCUUUUGGAAUCAUUUCCACUGCAGACCGAGAUCCCCGACCUGCCGUUCGGAUUGGUGACCAUGUCCUUGAUCUGAAGGUAUUUACAGCAUCUGGAGGAUUCUCUGGUUUAUCUAGUUUUAAGCAAACCAAUGUAUUUGAACAGUCCACUCUCAAUAAGUUUGCCGAGCUUGGUCGCCCUGUUCAUCGAGCCGUUCGCGAAUAUAUUCAAGAAGUCCUAAAAGCAAAUGGAAAGUUCAGCUCAAUUCUAGAAGAAAAUAAAGAGUUAAAAUCCAAGGCAUUGCUUUCAGUUGAUGUUGUUAAAACACAUCUCCCAUUGCAAAUUGGUGAUUAUACCGACUUUUAUGCAGGAAGAAAUCAUGCAUAUAACUGUGGUUGUAUUUUACGCAGCCCUCAAAAUGCACUUCAGCCAAAUUACUAUCACAUUCCUGUUGGAUACCAUGGAAGAGCCAGUUCAGUGGUUAUAUCAGGCACCCCGAUCCACCGCCCGUAUGGUCAAGUACUGACUAAUCCCAAGGCUGAGGUUAAGGUGCCAGAAUUCAUCCCAACUCGUCGUCUUGAUUACGAGUUGGAAUUCGCUGCAUUUAUUUCAAAACCUAAUGAUCUAGGUCAUAGAAUUGAUGUUAAUUCUGCUGAAGACUAUAUAUUUGGCUAUGUUUUAAUGAAUGAUUGGAGUGCUCGAGAUGUUCAAGCUUGGGAGUAUGUACCACUUGGACCGUUUACUGCUAAGAACUUUGGCACUGUAGUUUCGCCCUGGGUGGUCUUACAUGAUGCUCUUGUUCCGUUUAAAGCCCCAACUAUGGAAAGACCACCUGAUGUGGGUGAUGUUUUGGACUAUCUUAAGGAAAAUGAUUCCAAGUCUGGACAUGAUAUCGAUCUUGAGGUCGAAAUUCGAACUAAAGAGGGUCAAGUGUCUGUUGUUUCUCACAGCAACACUAAGUUCUUGCUAUUCUCGUUCCCUCAGAUGAUUGCACACCAUACCGUCACCGGAUGCAAUUUACAGACUGGUGAUUUACUCGGAUCAGGAACAAUUUCUGGUGAGAGUGAUGCCGCUUUUGGAUCUCUCCUGGAAAUCACUAAGGGUGGUAGCGUUGAUGUAAAAAUUGGCAGUUCUACCAGAAAGUUUAUUGAAGACGGAGAUGUAGUUACCUUCAGAGGGGUUGCCAAAGGUGAUGGAGAAGGUUUAGUAGGAUUUGGAGAUGUCGCCUGUCCUAUAUUACCGGCAAUUCCUUACGGGAAGAGUAACAUCUAA
Sugiyamaella lignohabitans is the source of this 1302-nucleotide messenger RNA. RefSeq names its product fumarylacetoacetase. Lineage: Eukaryota; Fungi; Ascomycota; Dipodascomycetes; Dipodascales; Trichomonascaceae. Bases 1 to 1302 code for a protein of 433 amino acids. Gene Ontology annotation, biological process: homogentisate catabolic process; L-phenylalanine catabolic process; L-tyrosine catabolic process. Gene Ontology annotation, molecular function: fumarylacetoacetase activity. The transcript has a single exon. The record is from RefSeq and is a predicted model, not a curated record.